GCCGAGCGAAAAGAGGCAGAACGGGCUGGUUUUGCCCUUCUGCUCCCUGACAGUUACCUGUCCGCGGCUGCAGAGGUCAAGCAUUUCUCAGGUCAAACAAACCUACUGGAUGUUGGAAAUCUUUUGCACCUCUGGAAGCUGAAGAUGAAGUUAUUAUGGAAGCCGUUUUUGCUGCUAUCAGUCAUGGAGUGUCUUACAGAUUGUUUGGAUUAUAAAUCAUUCCACGGGCCAAAAUGGCGGAUGGAGCCCAGUGAUUUAAUGGUGCCUGUUGGUUUACCGGAAGAAGAGGUCACGCUUACCUGUGAUGCCAAAGGCUUCCCUGCUCCUCAGUACAGGUGGUCACUGAAUGGCACACUGAUUGAUUUGAGGGCUGAUUAUCGGCGGCAUCUCUCUGGGGGGAAUCUGGUGAUUAGGAAUCUGGACCUUGCAGAGGAUGCGGGGAUUUACCAGUGCACUGCUUUUAACUCGCUGGGAGCAAUUCUCAGCAGGAGAGCGAGUCUUCAGUUUGCAUACUUGAAUUUUAAAACUCUAACAAGAAGCGCUGUGUCAGUACGUGAGGGCCAAGGAGUAGUUUUGCUAUGUGGUACACCCAUAUAUGCAGGAGAGCUUCAUUAUGCCUGGUUGUUCAACGAAUACCCAUCCUUUGUCCAGCAAGACAGUAGGCGUUUUGUCUCACAAGAGACUGGGAACCUUUACAUCGCUAAAGUCGAGCCUUCAGAUGUAGGGAACUACACAUGCGUGGUGGUAAAUCGCAUUACAAAGAUCAAAAUGCUGAGCUCUCCCACGCCACUGGUCCUGAGGACAGAUGGUGUGAUGGGUGAAUAUGAGCCUAAAAUAGAAGUUCAUUUCUCUGACAUGGUUCCAGCUGCCAAGGGCUCCAUUGUGAUCCUGGAAUGUUUUGCUCUGGGGAAUCCAGUGCCUGAAAUAACAUGGAGAAGGGCUAAUGGAAUUCCCUUUCCCAACAAAGUGAAGAUGAAGAACUUUAAUGUCGUUCUGGAGAUUCCCAGUUUCCAACAAGAGGAUGCGGGUGGUUACGAGUGUGUGGCAGAGAACAAAAUGGGCAGGAACACUGUGAAAGGACGAGUCUCCUACCAUGCUAAGCCUCAGUGGGUGCAGACCAUGCAUGACAGUGCCUUAUCCAUUGAUGAAAGACUAUUUUGGGAAUGUAAAGCCAGUGGAAAACCCAAGCCCUCAUACAGCUGGCUAAAGAAUGGAGAACUACUUAACACAGAGGACAGGAUUCACAUAGAGAAUGGAGCUCUAACUGUAUUCUCAGUCAACUUGUCUGACGCUGGCAUGUAUCAGUGUGUUGCGGAAAACAAACAUGGUAUUAUUUACUUCAGUGCUGAGCUAGUGGUGCUUGCCUCACCGCCAGAUUUCUCCAGAUCCCAAGUGCGAGCACUACUUAAAGCUAAAACUGGCAGCACUGUGACUAUGGAGUGCAGGCCCCAGGCUUAUCCCCCUCCUACCAUAUCCUGGAGGAAAGGCAGUGAACAGCUCCAGAGCACAGAGAGGAUAAGUCUUCUCCCUGAUGGAACACUAAAAAUCAUAAAUGUGACCAAGACAGAUGUGGGCAGCUACACAUGCCUGGCUAGAAACCAAUUUGGGAUGGCAAGCACCAACAGAAGACUACUGGUCACAGAUCCCACACGGAUCACUCAGGGCCCAGUGGAUAUGGAGAUCAUAGUGGGUGAGAGUAUCGUGCUGCCAUGCCAAAUCGAAUGUGAUGCCUCUCUGGAUGUGUCCUUCUCUUGGGCCUUUAACGGGCAGCUCCUCAACAAACUCGACCCGCACUAUGAGCAUGUCGGUGGGGGCGUGGCUGGAGAUCUAAUGAUACGCAAUAUACAGCUGAAGCAUGCCGGGAAGUAUGUCUGCGUAAUCGACACUGAUGUAGAAAGUUUGUCUGCGGCUGCCAUUUUGAUUGUAAAAGGUCCCCCUGGAGCUCCAGACAGUGUAACGGUAGAGGAGAUCACAGACAGCACAGCGCAGCUCUCCUGGAGGCCUGGACAGGACAAUGGCAGUCCCAUCCUCAGCUACAUCAUCCAGACCAAAACAGCUUUCACUGUGGGCUGGCAGGCAGUAAAUACAGUGCCUGAGGCGAUAGAUGGGAACACUUUGACUGCUACAGUGGUGGACCUGAAUGCGUGGGUAGAGUAUGAGUUCCGAGUGCUGGCUAGAAACAGCGUUGGCGUAGGAGAACCAAGCCCAGCCUCACUCAAAACCAGAACCGAGGAUGCAGUUCCUGAUACAGCACCAGCUAAUGUUGGUGGUGGGGGAGGCUCCAAGUCUGAAUUGGUAAUAACAUGGGAGCCUGUACCUGAGGAGCUGCAAAAUGGAGAUGGUUUUGGUUACAUCAUUGCUUUGCGGCUGCUCGGUGAACUAACGUGGACACAUGUUGUGACGUCAGCACCAGGACGCUAUGUUUACCGCAAUGAGAGCAUUGCACCAUUUUCUCCUUUCGCUGUUAAAGUGGGUGCAUACAACGUGAAAGGCCAGGGGCCGUUCAGCCCUGUCACCACAGUGUUCUCAGCAGAGGAAGAGCCCAGCAGAAUGCCAGGGGGUGUGUGGGCUCGGAGUAUUUCUGACACCGAAUUUGAAGUGAGCUGGCAGAUACUCUCUGACUCUCCAGAAAGGAUUUUGGGGUAUGAGGUCAUGUACUGGGAAGAUGACACUAAGCCAGAGACCAUGGGGAAAGUGAGAGUGUCUGCAAAUCAGUACACCGUGAACAUCGGUGGUCUGAAGGGAUACACUCAAUAUUUCCUUACAGUGAGCUCCUUCAACACAGCAGGAACUGGGCCACACACACCUACCAUUAAUAUCACCACCAAAAAGUCUCCGCCAGGACAGGCACCAGUGAAUGUGGAAUGGAAUCUGAUUGGCUCAAAGCUGACUGUCCACUGGGACCCUGUAGUCACCAUGGAGAUGGAGUCAGAGGUCACUGGGUAUAAGGUUUCUUACACAAGGAACAGACAUACUGAGGUUAACACAGUGACCACUAACGUUACUUCUGUGGAGCUCAUCCUCCCUGCCGAUGAUAAUUACAUCAUUCAGAUUUGUGCUCUGAGCGACAGCGGAGACGGCAUGCCCACUGAGCCCAUCAACAUUCACAAACUGAGUAUGAGCGUACGGGGUUCAAGAGCAUGGCAACCGACCGCCAUCCCCCUGUCCUUGCUUUUUAUCAUCGCAUUAACUGCCAUGAGGCCAACUUUGUGAAAAGGACUUUAGUAUUGCCACAGACUUAUUGAGUUGAUCAUGUGUGCUCAUUCCUUACAAAUCAUGAGAGCAGUGUAUUGGAACAAUUUUUUAAAUCUCCCAACCUUCCCAUAUUUCACCUGAGGCAACAUCGUGUGCAUUUGACAAAACCGACAAGGAAAUUCAAAGUUACAGAUUUUGUGUGUAUGUUAUGGUCUCAAGGCAAGUGUUUCAAUAGACUGAAGACAUUUAGAUCGUACUUUUUUGUACCGUACAUGGAUGUCAUGACUCAUAUGCACUAUUUGCCAGCUGGUCUCAAUGACCCUUGAGGAGAACAAAAUGCCUUACUUCCAUGUUACAUGCCAAAGUAGUUCAUGUCUUUUGUCAUGUCCUUCACUGCUAAGCUACU
Molecule: messenger RNA, 3601 nt
Organism: Neoarius graeffei (lesser salmon catfish)
Lineage: Eukaryota; Metazoa; Chordata; Actinopteri; Siluriformes; Ariidae
Gene: cntn3a.2
Product: contactin 3a, tandem duplicate 2
Exons: 23
Coding region: 145-3213 (1022 amino acids)
Molecular function (GO): protein binding
Source: RefSeq, a predicted model, not a curated record